AUGGGAUCCCUCCGAACCACAGUUGCCAUUCUUGGCCUGUGUCUAUUCUUCUUCUUCACCAAUGUCGCCACCGCCGAAGAAAUUAUCGAGACAACACCCAUCGAUCUCAACGAUGCCUUGGAGGGCUUGCCACAAUGCGCUCUCUCAUGCCUCAUCGACACCAUCAACUCCGUGGGAACAUGCGGCAACGUUACUCAACCCCGACCCGACCUGGGCGACUGUGUAUGCCACAGCCGACAAAUGAGCGAUGUUUCGGCUGCGUGUAUCCAUGGGGCUUGCACUGUGAAGGAAUCUCUUACCGCCAAGAACAUCACCUCGUUCCUCUGCCACGAGCCUAUCAGGAAGAACAACACCGUCAUUCCCGUCCUUUCCGUUUUCAUCGGCUUGGCCCUGCUCGCGGUCAUUUUGCGCGUCCUGGCCCGUCUGUUGACCAAGGCCUACUUUUGGUGGGAUGAUUUGUGCAACUUGUUCGCCUUCAUCGGUUGCAUCUCUUUCACGGCUCUCAACAUCAAAUCGGUCGAUCAUGGCUAUGGUAUUGAUAUCUGGUUUGUCAAGUUUGACGAUAUUACCAUGGUUUUGAGGUUAUUCUUCGCCAACAUGUUGCUGUACACCAUCUCCCGCUUCUUUGUCCGAGCGUCCAUUAUUCUCUUCUACCUGCGCGUGUUCCCUUCGGACAACAAGCUCAGCCGCAUUCUUAUCUGGACCAUGGCCUUCAACGUCGUCUACAACGUCAGCUUCUUGUUCGCCGUCAUUUUCCAGUGCCACCCCGUGCAGGACUUUUGGUUGCAUUGGUCGGGAGAGCAUGAAGGACAAUGUGGAAACGUCCAGGCCCUUGUCUGGUCCGCUGCCGCUACUGGUAUCGUCUAUGACAUUUGGUUGCUCGUCUUGCCGUUCCCUCAGCUCUUUGCUCUCAACCUCCACUGGAAGAAGAAGAUUAUGGGUUCUUUGAUGUUUAGCGUUGGUGCUGCUAUCAUGAUUAUCAGCUUGAUCAGACUCAAGACCAUUCCCACCUUUACCAGGGCCGAGAACCCAACCAAGGACAUUGUCGAUCUUUGCAUCUGGUCCGGUAUCGAAAUCGACGUUGGUGUCAUCUGCCCCUGCCUUCCCAGCAUGCGACUGCUGUUCCGCAAGCUGCUCCCCAGCAUCCUCGGGACAACAGACAGAUACGAGCUCGAGCCCGUGUCGGCCAACGCCGGCACCGCCAUCAACAGGAGUCUUGCUCGCAAGAGCAAGCCCAUGUUCAACGAGCCCACGACAACCGACCACGGCCUUCAUACAGGGCAUGACGGGUCGUCGAUAGGGACCAAGUUUACGCAUGAUGAUGAUCACUCACAACGGCAUGCUGCGAGUUCCGAGAGCGUAACCGAGUUGGUUACCGAUUCAGAUGAGGAUUUCAAGAGGAUGGGGUCCAAAGUAUGA
Molecule: messenger RNA, 1419 nt
Organism: Sordaria macrospora k-hell
Lineage: Eukaryota; Fungi; Ascomycota; Sordariomycetes; Sordariales; Sordariaceae
Source: RefSeq, a predicted model, not a curated record